Messenger RNA from Vitis vinifera (wine grape), 1630 nucleotides. Its product is annotated as probable disease resistance protein At5g63020. The record is from RefSeq and is a predicted model, not a curated record. Gene Ontology annotation, biological process: defense response to other organism. Gene Ontology annotation, molecular function: ADP binding. The transcript is spliced from 2 exons. Bases 632 to 1630 code for a protein of 332 amino acids. Lineage: Eukaryota; Viridiplantae; Streptophyta; Magnoliopsida; Vitales; Vitaceae.
GUCUGCUGCUCUCCCACAAAACCCAUCUCUCCAUUUUCUGUUUUUUCGUUGAAUUUCAUCUCUCAAGACAAGGAAUGGAUUGUGUGAGCCCAAUCUUGGAUGUUGUCACUCGCGUAUGGAACUGCACAGCCAAGCAUGCAGUCUACAUCAGGGAUCUGCAGGAAAAUAUGGACUCGUUAAGAAACGCAAUGCAGGAGCUGAAGAACGCAUACCAGGAUGUGAAGGGAAGAGUUGAACUUGAAGAGCAACGGCAAAUGAAGCGCACAAAUGAAGUGAACGGCUGGCUCCAUAGCGUCCUAGCAAUGGAACUAGAAGUCAACGAGAUCCUGGAGAAAGGCGAUCAGGAAAUCCAGAAGAAAUGCCCUGGAACUUGUUGCACCAGAAACUGCCGGUCCAGCUACAAGCUUGGGAAGAAAGCGAGUAAAAAGCUGGGUGCUGUGACUGAAUUAAGGAACAAGGGACGCUUUGAUGUUGUGGCUGAUAGGUUACCUCAAGCUCCGGUGGAUGAGAGGCCGAUGGAGAAGACUGUGGGCUUAGAUCUGAUGUUUACAGAGGUUUGCAGAUGCAUCCAAGAUGAGGAGCUGGGAAUUAUUGGGUUGUACGGUAUGGGGGUGCCGGGAAAACUACCCUCAUGACCAAAGUGAAUAAUGAGUUCAUCAGAGCGAGCAAGAUCUUUGAAAUCGCCAUUUGGGUAGUAGUAUCCAGGCCAGCAAGUGUGGAAAAAGUACAAGUCAUUCGCAACAAGUUAGACAUUCCUGAAGACAGAUGGAGAAACAGAACCGAGGAUGAAAAGGCAGUAGCAAUUUUCAAUGUCUUGAAGGCAAAAAGGUUAGUGAUGCUGCUAGAUGAUGUAUGGGAGCGGCUUCAUCUCCAAAAAGUUGGGGUUCCUUCUCCUAAUUCCCAAAACAAGUCUAAAGUAAUAUUAACAACCCGUUCUCUGGAUGUUUGUCGGGCUAUGGAGGCUCAAAAAAGCCUCAAGGUGGAGUGUUUGACAGAAGAUGAGGCUAUUAAUUUGUUCAAGAAGAAGGUUGGAGAGACUACUCUAAAUUCACAUUCGGAUAUACCCCAACUUGCUGAAAUUGCUGCUAAAGAAUGCCAAGGCUUACCACUUGCAAUCGUCACUAUUGGGAGAGCUAUGGCUGACAAGAAGACUCCACAAGAAUGGGAGCGAGCAAUACAAAUGUUGAGGACUUACCCAUCAAAGUUUUCAGGUAUGGGAGAUCAUGUAUUUCCGGUCCUCAAAUUCAGUUAUGAUAACUUGACAAAUGACACCAUCAAGACUUGUUUUUUACAUCUUGCUAUAUUCCCAGAGGACCAUCAAAUUUUGAAUCAGGAUCUUAUAUUCCUUUGGAUUGGAGAAGGGUUUUUGGAUGGAUUUGCUAGCAUAGAUGAAGCAUUUAACCAAGGGCACCACAUCAUUGAGCAUCUAAAGACAGUAUGUCUAUUCGAGAAUGAUGGAUUUGAUAGGGUUAAAAUGCAUGAUGUCAUUCGUGAUAUGGCUUUAUGGUGCUCUGUCUUUCCAAAAGUUGUUAAACUCCCAAAAAUUACUGAAUGCUAUGAGAGAUUUAGAACUUUGGAACUUGGAAGGUAUGAGCAUACUCCAAUUGCCAAGAAUCAAACAUCUGCGUAG